This is a messenger RNA of Anopheles funestus (African malaria mosquito), 3840 nucleotides long. It is a transcript of the gene Ucp4A, whose product is annotated as mitochondrial uncoupling protein 4. The transcript has 5 exons. Gene Ontology annotation, biological process: response to cold; mitochondrial transport. Gene Ontology annotation, cellular component: mitochondrial membrane. The coding region runs from base 1581 to 2555 and encodes 324 amino acids. NCBI's taxonomy places the organism in Eukaryota, Metazoa, Arthropoda, Insecta, Diptera, Culicidae. The record is from RefSeq and is a predicted model, not a curated record.
AAUUUAAUUUUGUUAUUUUAAGCUGUACACAAACUAAUUUGAUGCUGUUUUACAAUCUGAACGAUUGCUUCAAUUACAUCGUCAAAGUGAGACGCCUUCGCAACUCCUACUAGGCUGUUCGGUGUGAGGAACGGAACAGCUGUGCGUGAAACAUCAUGGAAAACAUUGAACCGUACUCGUACACCCACCAUUAUCAUCAUUUGCGUUGUGUCCGCGAAGGCGGAAACAUGUCGCAGUUUUGCUUCGAACCAAACUGAAGCAAUUUAUAGUCUAUCGUACUUCUUACCCUCACCCACCGUUUCACACAAAGUGUCCAAACAUUUACUUGCGUGGUCCUUUUGUUGUGUUGUUACAUUUUCGUGCUCGACGGCUUAACUGUGCGUUAUUAUCGCAGUGUAAAGUUUAAUGUGUUCAUUGCUUGUGUCGGUGUUGUGCUGCCGCGGAUCGAAAUAGUGUCACGCACUAAGGCAAACUACGAUGGCCACUAGCGGACAGUAUGUGUUUAUCAUUAACCUGAGAAAAAGCAUUCUGAUAGAAGGUUGCUAAAGGGUCCAAAACAAGCCCUUUAACCCGCCCGUGUGUUCCGUGUUGAAAGGUUUACGUUUUUUCGGUGUCGUGUGCGCGUGUGUGUAUGUGUGUGUUUUACAUAAGUUUUUCCUGUUUGGCCCCGUUCGAAAUGUCCUUCCUUAGCUACGACCAAUAGCUGUAAUGUUUUCAUACUGCUACGAAUGGUUAUUUGGAGGUUUAAUUCCACUAUCGUGCAAUAAUUGAUUCAAAGCCCCAUCAUCAUCACUACCAGCAGUAGCGUGGCAGGGCUGAGAGGUUGCUGACCUAAAACGAGACCCACCAGUCUGCAUGAUUAACUGAUCCGUUGCAAUAGAGUAUUAUGUAAUGCAGUGUUAAUGCAACGCGACUACGCACUUUCUACUACGUACUACGUACGAUUCCACCACCACCACUACUACUACUACCACCGUUAUACGCACACAAACAGCUACCAUUCUCCAUGACAACCUGAAAGCCGGCAUCUUUCUUUGAUUCGCUUGUAUGUGAUCACGGCUGUUUGACGCAGAACGAAACAUAAACAAAAAACAUCUUCGCAGUUCUGUACCAUUUUCCUUGCCUGCACCAAAUACUGUUUUCCACCUGGUAUCGAUAAACGGCUACAAAAGGAAAGCGGGCACAUUGUUGAAUGGAUUGGCCUGUUGAAGGUGAACAAGGACCGGAUGAAAUAGAGGAUGAGGUUAGCAACACCGUUAACCGCAGCUGCAGAUGAUUAUUGGCGACCAAAGUGACCAACAGAAAGGACGAAGAUAGUACGCACAAACAGUAAAACCGCAGCAGCUGGAUUGGAAUCUGGUUUAAGUUCGAGAAAUCUUUGUUUACGGGAAAAAAACUAUCAUUCGUUCUACAUCGAUCCUGCAUAUUGUCGUGCACGAACGAAUGUACCUGUGGGGAGGAUUUUUGCAUCGUCCUUUAAUCCAUUUUAGCGAGCGCACCGAAACAGUCCCGGCCGCACCUGUGAACCUGCACCAUCGCCACCAGCUUCCGGAGGGGCAUCAACAGCCGAUACCGACACCAUGCAACAAACGGCGGCUACGGGCCGGACGGAGAUGCGUCCGGUCAAGUAUCAUUAUGCUGACUCGUUCUGGUGCACCUACCUCGUGUCGGUGUUUGCAGCCAGCAUCGCUGAAACGGUUACUUAUCCGCUGGAUUUGACCAAAACACGGCUCCAGAUCCAGGGUGAAGCGGCCGCAGUCGAUGCAGAAGGUGCCGUCAAGAAGCUCAAAUACCGUGGAAUGUUUGCUACUGCGACCGGUAUCAUCCGUGAGGAAGGUGCCCUAAAGUUGUGGCAAGGUAUCACGCCUGCUCUGUACCGGCAUCUAGUGUACAGUGGCGUUCGCAUCGUAACGUACGAUGCGCUACGCAAGAAGCUGCGCAAUGGGAAGGAUCAUUUUUCCCUCUGGCAGUCUGCCCUGUCCGGUGUUGGCGCCGGUGCACUCGCCCAGUGGCUCGCAUCUCCAGCCGAUCUGGUAAAGGUUCACAUCCAGAUGGAAGGUAAACGCCGUCUGCUCGGACUAGAGCCACGUGUUCAUAGUGCAGCACACGCGUUUCGUGAAAUUGUUAGCCGCGGUGGUAUCUUUGGCUUGUGGAAAGGUAGCGUACCGAACGUGCAGCGUGCGGCGCUUGUAAAUUUGGGCGAUCUGACUACGUACGAUACGGUGAAACACUUCAUUAUGCACAAAACAGGCCUGCCCGAUUGCCAUCUGGUGCACAUAAUGUCUUCGAUUUGUGCAGGUCUGGUAGCGGCCACCAUGGGCACACCGGCAGACGUCGUAAAGACACGCAUCAUGAAUCAACCAACGGAUGCAAGCGGACGAGGACUGCUGUACAAGGGUUCGAUCGAUUGUCUGCAACAAACUAUCGGAAAGGAAGGAUUUUUCGCACUGUACAAGGGUUUCCUGCCCGUGUGGAUACGAAUGGCACCGUGGUCGCUUACGUUUUGGCUUUCGUUUGAGCAAAUUCGGGCAAGCCUUGGUGCUAGCGGAUACUAGCAGAAUUACACUAAACCGUUCGGAAGGAAAGGCGAAAGUGCACAAAGUUUAGGUAUCUUAAUUGUUAAGUCACUUAUAAGCCGUUAGCAGUUCAUUACUCGCAGGAAUAUCCAGAUUAGUGGCGUUGUGUUAUCCUUCGCUUCUUCCGGUGUCUUUACCUGUGCCAUUUCCGUUUACACCAUUGUUGUUUUCAACACACGCUGUGUAUUAUGUUUCUAUUUGUUUUUUUUUGUGUUGUAAAUAUUAUUACCAAAUCGCACCUCAUAUCAAAGCUCCACGCUGACACUUUUAACUACGAACGAGAGUUUCGUGAAUGUUUGUUCAGCUGUUUUCUUAUUUGAAACUGUGAUUUAGUGUAGUUUGGUAGAAAGCAAAGCCUUAUGAGAGGCAGCACACAGCUGCCUGUUUUAGAUGUAGAGUUCGCUCAGCGGAAUUAGACAACUUGGUCCCAAUUAGUGUACGUUAAUUGUGUUUGGAUUGAAAGUAUUGGGUGUUUCCGUGCCGCGCCGGACUGACUCUUCUGUUUGUUCUGUUUGUUCUUUUUUCGUGUGCCCGGUAUAGGAGAUCAGGGUGUCAUAUGUCUCGUGAUGGUUGGUGCCGUUUAUCAUCCCCCUUUUGUCAUGCAUCUACUGCUCAGGGAGUACAUUAAAACAAUAUCAUAAGCCAUUCUCUGUGCAAUGUGAAUUUUUUGAAUGACCCACUGAUAUAAACACGAUCAAGAUCAUUCUCCUUUUGCCAGAACACUUCCCUGAAUGUUCCUUACAUCACCAUGUUAUGGUGAGGGUUGUCCUUAAAUCUUAGAAUAUGGCCCCCCGUCUCCUCAACCAACGACGACAAUACCAAAUUUUUGUACAAUAAUAACAUUACACGCGUUUUAAAAAACGAGCCGUUACUGGUAGCAUCACAGCAAUAUCAAGGACUAGAGUAGAAGACUUUCUUGGUGCGCGAGUUGUUAGUUCGAGCCAAUUGCCACCGUUUUAAUAAUGAUACCAUACGGAAAACAGAAAUAAAUCUAGCACUAUCUAACAGCUAUUAAACACACAUUAGUUUUGUGUGCAAACAACACUACAACAACAUAAUACAACGCAAACAUAACUAGCCGAUAUUGAAUCUUCUCGAAACUAAUGUAAAUUGUACAUAGUGGAGGUUAGUAGGUUAGUGAAAAUGGUACAGCAAUAUGAUGUUAGCCAUCACUAUUAGUGCGGUGGGAUUUGGGUUUGAUACGUUUAGAAAUGUUGCGUUAGAAAAGAGUAAAUCGUACGUUGAAUAAAGGAAAAUAAUAGUA